AUGGCUAGACCACAAGUUUUCUUCGACAUCACCAUCGGCGGUGAAAAAGCCGGCCGUAUCGAGAUGGAGCUCUACAGCGACAUCGUCCCAAAGACCGCUGAAAACUUCAGAUGCCUUUGCACUGGUGAAAAGGGCAAGGAUUUGACCUACAAGGGCUGUGGUUUCCACAGAGUCAUUAAGGACUUCAUGAUUCAGGGUGGUGAUUUCACCAAACACAACGGAACUGGUGGAAAAUCAAUCUAUGGAGCCAAAUUUGCCGAUGAAAACUUCAUCGUCAAACACACCAAGAAGGGACUCCUCUCCAUGGCCAAUGCUGGACCAGGGACCAACGGAUCUCAAUUCUUCAUCACUACCGCUGUCACUGAUUGGUUGAACGGAAAGCACGUCGUUUUCGGUGAAGUCAAGAAGGGAUACGAUGUAGUCCAAAUGAUUGAAAACUCAAAGACUGGAAGAAAUGACAAGCCAGUCAAGGAAGUCGUCAUUGCUGACUGCGGCCAACUCUAA
Molecule: messenger RNA, 504 nt
Organism: Entamoeba invadens IP1
Lineage: Eukaryota; Evosea; Mastigamoebida; Endamoebidae
Product: 41 kDa peptidyl-prolyl cis-trans isomerase, putative
Exons: 1
Coding region: 1-504 (167 amino acids)
Biological process (GO): protein folding; protein peptidyl-prolyl isomerization
Cellular component (GO): intracellular membrane-bounded organelle
Molecular function (GO): peptidyl-prolyl cis-trans isomerase activity
Source: RefSeq, a predicted model, not a curated record